Messenger RNA from Polychytrium aggregatum, 1015 nucleotides. Its product is annotated as HAD-like domain-containing protein. Bases 209 to 829 code for a protein of 206 amino acids. Lineage: Eukaryota; Fungi; Chytridiomycota; Chytridiomycetes; Polychytriales. The transcript is spliced from 4 exons. The record is from RefSeq and is a predicted model, not a curated record.
CAUUUGGCCAUUUGGCCAUCUGGGGAAUCCGGUGGCUGCAAUGCAUGCACUGCAAUCCCGGGGCUGUGGCACCUCCAUGCAUGGCCUGCGCUUUGAAGCCAGCACCAACCCGUCUUGAUCCCAUCUGAUCUCUCUCCUCUCGGGCUUGCGUGUGUACACCAAAGAGCCGGCGCAGCUCUCUCCCAUCUGCUGCUCAAGUGUCUCCGAUAUGAUGAAAGCUGCCAGAACCAUCCGAGGCGUGGUGUUCGAUAUGGACGGCACCUUGACGAUCCCGUUUCUGAACUUUAAGGAAAUGAGGCGGCGACUGGAUCUGCACGCCUCGGACGAUAUUGUGCACAAACUGAACGAAUGGACGGGCGAGAGGCGGGUAGCGGCCGAACGGAUCAUCCGAGAGAUGGAGGAAGAGGCCCUCGCCAACACCCAGCUCCAGCCCAAUGUCCACAAGCUGCUCGGCGAGCUGCAGUCGCUCCGGAUCCCGCUGGCCAUCCUGACCCGCAAUGCCAUGCCCUCGGUCGCCCACGUCCUCGAGAACCACCUUCCGCAGUAUCGCUUCAGCCCCAUCAUCACCCGCGACUUUGUGCCGACCAAGCCUGCGCCUGAUCCGCUCCUGCACAUCGCCCGGGCCUGGGGCUACGAUCCUCGCGAGCUGAUCAUGGUCGGCGAUGCCAAGGACGAUCUUGCCUGCGGCACCCAGGCCGGCGCCGUUACGGUCCUGCUGAUGAACGAGGCGAACCGGCAUCUGCAGGAGCACGCGACGAUUGCCGUCAGCGACCUGGGCCAAGUGACAACGGCCCUCGUUGAGCGAGACAUUGUGUUGAGCCAAGCGUAAGAGUGAGAGCCGUGUGUCAUUGAAUCAUCACAUGCAGUCUCGUCGAGCGAGCAUGGGAGUUGGCGGAAACGGACGCUGACGAUACUGGCGACACUGUGCAGUCCGCUGUCCAUAUAUCGCGGCUUCACAAACGCAAAGCAAACACCGACACAUGCAGCAUCCACCAACGGCAGACAUUGACGCAGC